Messenger RNA from Metopolophium dirhodum (rose-grain aphid), 4251 nucleotides. RefSeq lists its product as uncharacterized. The coding region runs from base 586 to 2691 and encodes 701 amino acids. Lineage: Eukaryota; Metazoa; Arthropoda; Insecta; Hemiptera; Aphididae. The transcript has 4 exons. The record is from RefSeq and is a predicted model, not a curated record.
UGUGUCUACGACGUAGAUGAUUAAAGAAGUUACAUUUUAGCAUAGAAUAUUUUAAUAUUUUAUCUCAUUUAUAUUAUAUUUUUCGUAACGUUGUUAUUGUUAAUGUGUAUUGCCAAUUGUGUGUAGUGUGUACCAAGAAAAUAUGUAAUUAUUAAUGUAUUGAGUAUUUUAUUAGGUAUCACCACGGAUUAUAUCUUAGUUUGUGGGUAUCACGGAUAACCUAAGGUUGAAUUUUUUUAAUUACUUUUCAUACCACCAUAGAUAAUAUAAGAAUAUUAUAUUUUCUAUGCAUACCACGGGCCAAGAUAUCUUAGCCCGUGCUUUAUAAUCAGUACUCACAUACCUUAUACGAGAAUAAACGCUAGACACUACAUACUAAAUACAAGUUGGUGUAUUCUACAUUUAAUGUCAUGCAUUUGCAGUGUUUCCCAUUAAUAAUAUAAUUAUUUGAUAAUUUUAUAUUACACAUCGAUUUGUUGAUGUGCUCGGGAUUCGUUAGAAUACCUAUAAUCACUUAGUCUACAAUAUUGUCCAAUGUACUGAAAUAAACUUGUGGUUGGUGAAAAUAUUUGAUUGAUUUUCAAUAUGGAUAAAAAUCUCGACCAAAAUCAUGAAGAAAACCUUAAAAAAGGACAAGCAUUAUUGAAUCAUUUAGAAGAAAUGCAAUAUUCUUAUUUCUACGGACGUCCAGAAUGGAUAACCUUACAAAAAAAUGAUCUGAAAUUAUUUUUAGCAUACAUAUAUUAUGGCCAUCCGUCUCCUAGUAAUGCAAUUGUUAAAAACAAUUAUGAAGAUGAGAUUAGUUCUGAAGAGUUAUUUAAGUUAUAUACAAAUGAAAUUAAAAAGAAAAUUUUAGAUAUAUAUGAAUUUAUAGAGGAAAAAUAUAUUAAUCCUAGUCUUAUUAGUAAUAUUGAAGUGGGCAUAACUAUGACACAUAGUAUUUGCAAAAAAAAGUGCAAUAUCUGCCAAAAUUUUCCUAAAGAAGAUAUACACAAAUGGUUAUUACUAAGAUUAAAAUUGAUCAGCAACAAAUUCAUUUUUAUUGAUUUUCAAAACAGCAGAACAUACACUGGCUGGGAUGAAUACAUGGAAAAUAAUAAUCUUCCUGAAGGAUUUAUGUUCUAUCCUAAAUCAGGGUUUUAUGAUGCUUCAAAAACAUUGUAUCAAACUAUAACACCAGCUUCCAAAACAACUGAAACAAUUUUAGAAACAGUUGACAUAGCUUCAUCUAUAUCAAAUUAUGUUGGUUGUAUAACAUUGGCCUGUGGUUCUAUAUUUCUUAUAGGAUCACCUAUUGCUUUUGGAUUAAUAUUAACGGGGUCUUCAUUAAUAACAGUUUCUUCUUUGUAUCAAGUUAGUAGACAUGUUCAGAAACUAAUUGACUUGUUUAAACAUAAUAUUAAUAAAUGCGGCACACAUACCUGGAAAAGUUUGAUUGGUUUAGCGAUUUCCGCAAUUGGUGCCAUAACAGCACCAAUGUCUGCAAUAGCUGCAAUAACAUCCGAGGUGAAUUCAACUAUUCAAUCAACUGGAAAGGCUCUUACUAUUUUUCGAAAAAGUGCUUGUAUUACUCAAUGUACAUUGGAAGUCUUCCGUGCUACUCUAGAUUUCAUAGAUAACAAUUUUAAAAUAACAUGGGAUAGUGUGUUAAAACUACGUUUAGAUGUGUUCAUUGUUACAGGAGUAUUAAUGGCUCCAAGUUACAUAUCAGAUAUUUUAAAGGUAUUAGCCAUGCAAACCGUGUGGGUGCCUAUUUACAAAACCAUUGAACAAAUUCCUUACUGUUUGGGCCAAUACAUCUGGAACUCCGUUUACUUCUUCAAAAAUCAUUUUGGUAUGUUCGUGGAAAGUGUCACGAAGUUUCUUGCGGAAAACCUCACGGCGACCAAUUUGUUGUUAGCGUGGAAAACUAUUCGCUUAAUUUUUGACGGCUACCAAAACCAAACUUCCAAUCUGGACGUCAGUGGCCUGUUGUGGCACUUGGUGGACGACAUCGCUAUGCACGAAAGUGUGAAGUAUGUGUUGCGCGGCCAGCACAUGGUGGAUCUGCUGGACAAACUGCGCGUAUGCGCGCCGAAGAAACGGAUCGACCGGGUCCUGAUUAAGUAUUGCGUGGACCACGUCCUAGGGGAGGCGAAGAAGCUGUCGGAGAUGCGCGAUCAUUGUAUGGCUGAAAUAACCAGGCACGGCGAGACGCGCGCGUGGAAGGUGGACGAGGAGUUUUGCAAGUGUUACGGGCUCGAGAGGUGCGCCAUGGACCAGUACGUGCUGAGGGCUAUCAGCCAGGUGAAUGUGGCCACUCUGAUGGCCGAGUAUGAGAAGCACGCAUCCCGCCCGGAAAACAUGUUCGACAACGAAAUGGUUGUCAACGAGCGCAACAGCGCCGGUUGGUCGGCCAAGGGGUACUCGUUUGUGGCGCCGUGCAGCAUCCUGGACUUGGAAAUGUGUUUGCGGUUCGCAGUAAAGGUCAAUCCGCAGCCGCAUCAGUACCUCGAUCACAAACUCGUGCAGCCCGAACCCGGCGUGUCCCUGAUGUUCGGGGUUUCCGCUUAUUCAGUCAAUAUCGUGUUCUUCGGCAUCGACCUGGUUAAUGGCGUGCCGAAGAUGAACAUCUGCUUCUUCGAGCAAGAUCGUGAUUCGGGCUCCUCCAUCGGCAACCAAAAAGGUUUUAAGAAGUUGCAAGCGGCUUAAGUUAUUACUUUUUAGGAGAGCUCACUCUUGGUCGACGGCGUCAUCAUUGAUGCCACAUUUUUUAGAUCUGCCAAACUUAGCUGUGCCCUCACUCUCUUCUCUUGGCCAUUCAGUAGUUUUGCCGUUUUACUGGCUCUACCUGCUCGAUGAAGACUUAUCAAACACAUAAUUUAAUUUUAUAAUAACUAUAUAUUUUAAAUGUAAUUUUUAAGUGUUGAAUAUUUUUUUAAGCUUAUUGAUUUUCAAAUUUAUUUUUGCAUAAGUAUUUUAAAUUAAUUGUUGCUUUACAUAUUAAUUAAUCGGGAAUAUAAUAAAUUUAUAUGAAAAAUGUUCUCAAAUUUAUAUAUAUAUUUUUUCAACACACAAUAUUUUAUUUUACAAUAACAUUUAUUAUGUUGUUUUAUUUGUCAUGGAUGUCUGCUAUAAUCGUUUCAUAUACUGAUGGAAUUAUAAUCUCAAUCGUUGAUGUUUUAUUUUUAUAUCAACAGUAUCUGUAAAGACCAUUACCAUAAUAUUAAUACAAUAAUUAUCUAAUGAUUUAUUAUAUAUUUUAAAAAAUAUGAAAUUAAAUAUAUAGUAUUUAUUAAAAACACAUUUGUAUCCAUUAUCAUGUACUGCUGUAAAAAAAUGUUUACAAUUAAUGAUUGUUUAUUAACUUAUUUUAAUUUAAUUUUUAAAUAUUAACAUAUAACCAUGAACAUAACGCAGAAAAGGCCAAUCCCCAGCCGCAUCAGUACCUCGAUCACAAACUCGUGCAGCACAAAACCGGCGUGUCCUGAUGUUCGGGGUUCCCGCUUAUUCGGUCAAUAUCGUGUUCUUCGCCAUCAACCUGAUCAACGGCGUGCCGAAGAUGAACAUCUGCUUCUUCAAGUAAAAUCGUGAUUUGGACUCAUCCAUCGUCAACCACGAGGUUUUAGGAAGUUGUUAGCGGCUUAAGUUAUUACUUUUUAGAAGGGCUCGCUCCUGGCCGACAGCAUCAUUAUCGCUGCCACAUUUCUUAGAUCUGCCAAAUUUGCCCUCACUCUUCUCUCGGCCAUUUAGUAGUCUUGUCUUUUUACUGGCUCUACCUACUCGACGAAAACUGAUCAAACACAUAAUUUAAUUUUAUAAAAACUAUUUAUUGUUAACGUAAUUUUUAAGUGUAAAAUAUCGUUUUUAAUCUUUUUGAUUUUCAAUAAUUAUUUUGCAUACCUAUUAUAAAUUGACCAUUGCUUUACAUUUUAAUUUGCUGGGAGUAUAAUAAAUUUACAUAAGAAAUGUUCUCAAAUUUAUAAAUAUAUUUUUUUAACACACAAUAUUUUAUUUUAUAAUAACAUUUAUUAUGUUGCUUUAUUUGUCAUGGAUGUAUGCUAUAACCAUUUUUUAUACUGGUGGAAUUAUAAUCUCUAUCAUUGAUGUGUUUUAUUUUUAUCAACAGUAUCUGUAUAGAACAUAGACCUAUAAACUAAUGGAAGCGCCAUUAUCAUAAUAUAUUAUACAAUAAUUAUCUAAUGAUUUAUUAUAUUUUUUUAAAAAUAUGAAAUUAAAUGUUAGUAAUAAAUAUAUAGUAUGUAUUUAAAA